GCUGUUAUUUCCAAAGAGGCGAAGGAAGAUGCCAUGCAGCAGGCUAAAUCUGCUGCGGCUGAGGUGCAAGUUGCCAAAGCAGCGCUCAAUUCGGCAGAGCUAAAUAUGCGUCGUACCGAAGUGCGCUCACCCGUGGACGGCUUUGUGACAAACUUGGAUGUACGCAAAGGCAAUUUUUUGAGUGAUGGGCACCCCGUGGUGGCGGUGGUAGAUCGCAAUUCUUAUUACCUGGAGGCCUAUUUCGAAGAAACCAUGCUGCGCAACGUGCGCCCUGGCGACAAGACUCAGACACGGCGCAACGCGGUGGUUUGCUCUCCAGCGUAG
This is a messenger RNA of Darwinula stevensoni, 324 nucleotides long. The record is from the annotation of a GenBank genome assembly. NCBI's taxonomy places the organism in Eukaryota, Metazoa, Arthropoda, Ostracoda, Podocopida, Darwinulidae.